Molecule: messenger RNA, 320 nt
Organism: Colletotrichum acutatum
Lineage: Eukaryota; Fungi; Ascomycota; Sordariomycetes; Glomerellales; Glomerellaceae
Exons: 1
Coding region: 22-219 (65 amino acids)
Source: RefSeq, a predicted model, not a curated record
GCCCGGAGAAGCCGAUCCUAGAUGUGCCGAGCGGAAGCGGAGGUGCGUGAGGGAAAACAGGGCGAUGCGGAGGCCCGCGAUGAAUCAAUGUUUCGAGAUCCCUCGAGGACGACGAUGAAAUUGGUCGAUGCUUCCGCUGACACUUGCUCUUUUGUCCUUGUAGAGGAUAAAAUGGUGCGCUCAAUUCUGUACGGUGAGGCGGGAGGGGGUGAUGGGUAAUUCUGUGAAACGGCACGGGGCAACAGGGAAAGAUGGGCAUUGAUUGGGAAACUUUAGCAUUGCCCUUUGGGGGGGCGGGAUCAAUCGGAUCUUGUUCCUCA